UGGAAAACAAACUUAAAUCAAAAUGUCGGUAGUUCAUUUAUUUAUUGUCCUUCCGUUUAGAGUGUUCACGUCUAUCAUAAGAGCAUUGUAAGUACACACUUGUUAGCAUCUUAAUCUUAGAUAUAUAUUUUUAAAAGCCCAUAUAGUUUGUAAUAAUUUGUUUACAAUCGCGGUGAACAAUGUCUGUAAGUUAGUGUAAGUGGCCUUAGCCUUACUUAGGUACCAAAAUAUUAUUGUCCACAGUUGCUUUGAAAAAAAAUACUGCUGAAUCAUAAGACAUGAAAUUUUAAUAGUUUAAAAUAGCAGAAAUCGCGAGCAUGAGUUCCCUUUUUUAAAAAAAAUACUUUGAUCUAAUUUUGCAACUUAUUGAUACGUUUUUAAUUUGUAUUUUAAUUAAAUAGUACUAUAUUAUAUUUGAAGAUUAAAAAUUAAAUAUGUCUCUUGUCAAGUCUCUUGUGCAAAUGCAGGAUUUGGCUCUUUUGAUGUCAGUUUUCUUGACUAAUUUAAUCAAUAUUAUUAUUAUUACUAGUAGCCUAAAUUUGUUAAGUUAAUUAUUUUGAAUUUUGACGGCCUUAAGAUUAAAAGACUUAUUAUUAAUAUUAAUUCAGUGUGCUUUUCUAGGCCACUAAAUAUGCCCUGUUACUAUUAGUAUUAGUAUUAGUAGUAGUAGAAGUAUUUAGCCUAAUUCUAAUACUAAUAUUAAUUACUAUUAAUAAUAUUGGACAAUUUUGAUUUAUUUAUUUUAUUUUGUUGGUCAAGUUUAUUAUUUUAGGUUAGACCAGGGGGUCUAUCCUGCGGACUAAAAAGGUUGGACACCCCUAGGCUAGAAAGUAUUAAAUUAGGACUAGGCUAAUACGGUAUUUAAAAAAAUAAUAGUAGUCUAAAUUAUUACAUAAUAAAUUAUAUUGAAGCCUAAAAAAAUAUAUAAAUAUUAAGUUAAUAAAGGAAUACAUUAUAAUAUGAAAAGCACAUGUAAAAUUUCAUUAUUAUUAAGUAUUUAUUAUAAUUUAUUUGACUUUUAUACUAUGUCUGGACUGUAGACAUAGUAGGGAUAGAGGCCAUCAAUAAAUUAUGUCUUCUGGACUGUAGACAUAGUAGGGAUAGAGGCCAUCAAUAAAUUAUGUCUCCUGGACUGUAGACAUAAUAGGGCUAGGGCCAGGGGCCAUAAAUAAAUUCUGUCUUGUAUCUCUAGGGCUAGGGGGUUCCCCGGCCCCAACUAUUUAUACAUUUGUGGACACCCCACAAUCCCCAGUAGGUGAGUGGCGAUAUAGUAUUAUCUUAAUUUAAUUGUAACUAUCAAGUGCACCAAAUGACUUAUAAUUUCACCAUAUGCAGAUUUCACUCUUGGUUAAAGCUUCGAUGGACCCCAUCCUCUAAAAGUUGGCUAAUGCGCCUGGACAAAACAAUUCGUUCAAGUGAGUGUUAAGGCUCUUAAUCAGUGGUCACAUACACAUAUGAUAUCACAUAAGACAAGAGAUGGGAAUCAUACAUUAAUGAAUAUGUGAGAGGGGGUGAUAAAUAAGCCUUUAAGCGUAACAUCACAAAAUAAUUUUUAGUGACGAGCUCUAGCAGUAGAGCCUCUUUUUAAAACCACAAAGAUGUAGAUGAUUUAGUUUCAUUCACUCUCUUGUUUGUUUUAUGUAGAAUAAUGUCUCCAACUUUUAAGGCGCAUUGUAAAUGUCUGACAAUGGUGAAAUAAUAUUUGAUCAAUGUUUCAGGAAUAACUCACAAAAAUCAUGCUGAGUGGGUUCAAGUUGCCCUUGGUGACAAAAUUCAUGACAUUUGGACUGUUAAGGUGGAGGGUGAUAUACGAGACUCUAUACCCUUAGUUGUGAUACAUGGAAUGGGGGGCGGGGCGAAUAUGUUCCUAAACAACAUUGAUGAUUUGGCUGAACAGGUACUGUAUUUUAUUUUUUGGUGAUUUCACUUAUACUUAUAGUUUACAUGUGUACAUGCUCAGACAUCCUAAUGCAGCAGUGUGUUGCUUUCUCUGGUUACCAUGGUUUUUUUUGUUUGUGUAAAAGUACCAUAUUAAUGCUGUGUUUAUAAAUAUCUUUUUUUCUUCAUACUAUAUUUCAUAAUAUAUUUCAAUUACAUUUUAGCGAGAUGUGAUAUUGUUAGACCUACCUGGCUUUGGACUCAGCAGUCGACCAGAUCUGCGUGUCAAAUACGAAGAUGGCUGGUGGGUUGACACCACCGCUGACGACAUUGAAACCUUUUAUACUGAAAUUCUAGAGCUCUGGUUUCAGAAAGUGGCCCUGAAUGAAGUUAUUCUACUCGGUAUGUCUUGAGAUUUAAGAGUAUGUUUUAGAGAAUAAUAAUUUAUAAAUAAAUUUUACUGAUAUAAUUAAUGCUUUGAGAUUUCCUAUCAAAAAAAGAGGAAUAGUCAAUAAGAAAGCUCAAAGCAUUAAUCCCACAUUGCUACAGAAAAAUAACACUAAAUCCAUUCCACUAUUCCAGCGUUAUAAACCAAUUAUCUCCACUGAGUACCAAAAAAUACAAUAUUGUUAGCUAUACAAUAUUGUUGGCUUCAUCAACUUGUUCAGAUGUAAUUUGGCUUAAACCAUGUUAUAUACAUUUGUUUCAUUUUUUUUUCUCAAUUAAUAAUAAUAAUAAUUAGAGGUCUUAUAUAGUGCGGUACCCCAACCUAGGGCUUGGCUCACCGCGCUGUACAUAAAACUAUUAUCAAAAGAGACAUAAUCAUGACAUUAAAAUAAAAUACAUUUAUGAAAUAAAGAACAGCAUGUAACCAAAAAACAAAAACAAAUGUACAUUCACCCACCCACCCCAGAACUUUUACAAGGCAAACCAUGGAGGGCGGCCAGCAGGAUCAUUUAUCAGUCAGGGUAGUAUAGUUUAAAGAGAUGUGUUUUGAGAGCAGUUUUCAGGGCCUGGGUGGUUGGUAUAUUGCGGAUGUGUAGUGGCAAAGUAUUCCAUUGUUUGGGGGCGCAGAAAGAGAAAGUGUGUGUCUUGGGAAUAGACAGAAUACACGUGUCUGCGGAGGAGCGAAGCUGUCAAAGGGAUGAAUAGACAGAAAGAAGUUCGGUUAGAUAGGAAGGGCAGGAAUCCGAGAAAAACUUGUGACAGAGAACAGACAACUUGUAGUCAAUGCGUGCCUGUAUAGGGAGCCAAUGAAGGGAGUGGAGUGACGUGAUCACGUUUUUUUUUUGCCUUUAGAACUAGCCUAGCAGCUGAGUUUUGAACUUUCUGCAGUUUUUCUUCUAUGCAGUAUUUUGGUGAACCUGACAGAAGAGAGUUGCUAUAGUGAAGACGAGAGAGAACAAGAACACAGACUAGAGUUUUUGUAGCGCUAACUGUGAGGUAGUGGCGGAUGGAGCUGAUCUGACGGAUAGUGGUUGCUUUGUUAUCAAGAUUUUCUUUAUUUAAAAUGAUGCUUACAUAUUUUAAAAAAAUAUAAAUAAUGUCUUGGAUUCGUUAAUAAUAAAUUCUUUCUUAACAUUAUGUCAGGUCACAGUUAUGGUGGCUAUCUCUCAGCUGUUUACUGCAUGAAGUAUCCUCAACGCAUAAAGCACUUGAUCCUUGCUGACCCCUGGGGUUUUCCACAACGACCACCAGCUGCUGACAUGCGACCUUUUAUGAGGAAUAAAAGUCUGCUGCUGUUGUCCAAGCUCUAUGGCAAAAUGAACAUAUUCACCCCACUACGUAUUCUUGGGCCAUUAGGUAUUAGAUAUUAUAUAUGAUCUCAUAAAACUUUUUAUUGAUUUUUGUCAAAUUACAACAACCAUUAUCCUCGUCAUGUUCCCUUGGGCUCUGGAAUUGCAUUGCAACAUGGAACUUUAUGAGUAACUUCCCCUUCUUUGUAUUGUAUAAUAACUUCCUUCACAAAAAUUCCAAAAAAAUUACAAAAUGAAAGUAGUUGUUAUGUAGUCAUUUUUUUUACUGCUUUUUUUGGGGGACACUAAAUCAGGGCAAUUUAGCCAUGCAUAUCACCACAAAUUUGGCAUUUAAAAUAUAUAGUACAUCAUGACAAAUGAAACAAAACAGAACAAAUGCAAGUUGUUUUGAUUUAAGUCUUAACUUGAAAGAUAAACAGAUGACUCAUUGGAACGUUGUUGUCUUAAGUGUCUUUUUAUCUAUGGGCUGGGUAAGUAUGAACUUUUAAAGUUGGUGGUCCACAUUUGAUAGCUGCCCUUGUUACAGUGUAGGUUAAAUAACUGCUAUUUUUAAAUCUUUAGAGUUACAUUCCCUCAUUCAUUCAUUACUGAUCUACGCAUUAUUAGUAAUUAAAUCAAAGGAUUUUGAUUAAUUUUCAUUAAAAAAAUAUUUUAAAAUAAAUUUUUAGACACUGUGUACUUUAAAUUUCUUUCUGUACUACAUAAUGUCCAAUUAUAAAAAGUGUUGGACUGCAAUAAAGCUUUAAAAUAGAUUAAUAAGACACAAACAAAUUGUGUCAAUAUAACAAUAUAAUGAAGCUUUAAUAAUAAUUAUACAUUAUACAUAAGUAAACGUUUCGGCACAUGCCUUCAUCAGUACAAACAAACAAAACACAUUGAAAUAAGUAUAAAUUAAAUUUACAUAAUUUUACUAUACAUAUCCUACCUAAAACAGAAAAAUAGGAGAGGGCGCUAAAACCAGACAAAAACAAAAUAAAGAGGAGUAGAAAGGAAGUGAUUUUAACAUAAUUGUAAAAAGCAAACAGGAAAAAGACAUGACAGUUAGGUAAAAUUGUGGAUUUGGUUCAUUCCAUAUGGAGACAACCUACCAAAUCUAGUUAUUAAUUUGUUCUCCAUAUAGAUUCUAUCUGUAGUGUUACUAGUAUAGAGUAUACCAGUAACUGUGAUGUCUGAGAUACCAUCAUAGUUAGGGCUAUUGAAAUGUUUGGAGACCGGGCAGAGAGCGUGUUUAUUUAUGUUAAAGAGGUGCUCUCCUAUGAAUAAUUUACCACACUUUUUGCAAAUAAUGGUGUAAAUCAUGUUGCGACUUGUGCAGGUAAAGCCAACUUUUAUUCUAAAUACUUCCAGAGGGAAAGUGAUCUUAUCAGUUUCGAUCACGUAGGGACAUGAGUUACAAUGGCUACGGUUGCAAUUCUUUGUGCCUUUAUGUGCUUUAAUAGCAGGGAGGGGGCUUCUAACUAGCAUGUCCCUAAGGCUCUUGUCCCUCCAGAAAGCGAAAAGAGGAGGUUUUCUGAAAAUCUCAUUUGUGACAUGGUCUGCCAUCAGAAUUAAGCGGUUUUUCAGAACAUAAUGUCCACCAAGACGGCUCACACUAGAAAACUAUGAAUUUAAAUUUAGCUGCCCAUCAAUUUAAUAACAAAGUUUUUGUACUGAUAGUUCGUCUCCUCAAAGGAUAAUAAUUCUGAAUUUGGUCAUGGUCUUCCUUUGCACUGCAUCACAUUUUAUGAUGCAAUACUGAGUCAUUGAACUUAAGCAUGAGACCAAUACCUUUGUAAGAAAAUGUUUGAGUGGGUUUUGGUGGCCAAAGUAGACUAUGAAAUAAAUGAACAAAUUGUGAGAGCGAGUGAUUUUAUCACUAAGGGAAGUUAGAGAAAACAUGGAAGGCCUAUAAAUUUCAUUCUUACAAAGCUAUUUAUAAAGCAUGUCAUACCUUAAAUUAUGUUAUAAAAAAUAUAUUUAAAACAAAAAAGUUCAUACCUUGUCAGAAAACAAUUUGUUUGUUUCAGUCAUUUUACCAGUCACAUUCUUUAUAUUUAAAUCUGAAUUUUUAUACACAGAAAAGCUAAGACAUUGCUGCAUUAAUUAACUGUAUAACAAGUGUGAUCCUGAUCUCCCACAGCCUUGACACUGUUUCGAAUAUUUAAGCUAGGCAUUAAAGCCACCUUCAUUGUAAAAAUGAGCGGUAGCACAGAGGACACAGCCGAUCUGCUAGAGCGGCAGAAAUUACUGCGCCAGGACGCAUUUCGCUUUUACCCAGAAACAACAAUGCAGGACUACUGUUACAUGUGGAUGAUGCAUAGCAUGAGGUAGUAACACAUUCAGCUUUCAAUAAAACUCUCCCCCACCCCCCCCCCCCGGCCCUCCCACAUCCCCCAUGUGCUUUGUAUUGUUUUAACUCGAAGCUUUCAGUUUUCAGCUCUGGGAUUCUCACACUCGGUUUGAUGACCUGCAUGAUGACCCACCAAUAAUUAAAAGUUUACUGAUUAUCUUUCAGAAAGCUCAAACAACACCUUUCCAGAGGAACAUCUUCAGGAAAUUUUACUAGACUAAUUGACAAUGACCUGACCUUGUUUUCUAUAAUUAAUCUGAUCUUGCAUGACCGUUACAUCUCCAGGUCCUCUUGUUUUCCGAUCACUUAGAUCUGAUUUGGGUAGGAAGUUUGAGCGUUACUUCUUAGACUACACAGUUUCUGAUUACCUGUACACCUGUAACACCUGUGGUGCUCCAAGGUACAGUUAUAUGUCACACCUGGUCGCAGUGUUCCGAAUUUGGGGCAUCAUAUAAUUUAUUAUUUUUGUGCAUACUUUUUUUUUUUAGUAUUGACCUCUAACCUCUGAAGAAAUUGCUUUUCCAUCCUACUAAUAAGCUGUUACACUGUGUUAGGUAGUGCCUGCUUGUAAUCAGAAGUACCGGUAUCUUACUCACCUCAGUGAACUCAAGUUGUCUUAUAAAAUGGUAUUUAAAAUGAAAGAACAAAUUUGGAUGUUUGAAAACUGCCCUUGUUACACUGUAAGUAAAUUAUUCGAUAUAUGGCCCAAAGUAGUGCAUGACUUUGACUUUAAAUUAUGCAUGAUCUGAAUUUAAAUAAUGCAUGACCUCAAGUUCUUGCUUUUGUAAAAUUUUUUUUUUUUAAUCUUUCUAAAUGCUUGUUUUGUGUUCGUUUCUUUUUUUUUUAGUGUUGCUUUUUUAAAAAAUCUAAUAGCAUUUUGUUCAUGUCAUGCCUUCAUUGUAACCCAUUCCAGUACAAAAAAAAUAACUGUCAUGAACUUAAUUUUCUAACGUUUUAAUUUUCAAUGUUUCAGUUGUAUUUAUGGAUCAGAAAUGUUAUCACUAAUGCACUGCUAACAGUUUUUAAAGCCUAUUUAUUUUUUACCUGGACGUGAAGGCCAAAUAUAACAAGGAAAUAUAUUUUUAAAAUCUAAUUGAUUUGGGGAACAACCUUUUAUUAAAGCAUUGGCAAGGGCAUAACUUAACAAACGCAAAGUUUCUUGCCUCUUAUGUUUUAUUUAUGCAAAAUUCCUUCCCUCAAAUCCCCUUUGCUUACAUUUGAUUUUUUUUUUUUAAAGGGUGUUUUGAAUUUUUAUUUUAAAAAUGUAUUGCAGGAGUAAGCUUUUUGCUAAAUUUUAGCUCUCCAAGUUGGUUAAAAAUUUCUGUACCGAAGUUAAAUCCAAUAAACUCGCAUCCUUCAUGUCAAGGUGUUAGAAAUAAGGUUUUAAUAAUACAUUCCUAUUUCUCAAAAAUGAAAAAAAAACAAAGUUAAAUUAAUAAAAAAGAACAGUUUAUCAUUGUUGAGUACUAUUUUAAGCAGGCCUGCACAACAUACAGCUUUCCAGCACCCACUUUGUGACCUGCGAAGUAACGAAAUAUUCAUUUUUAUUAUUAUUUUCUUAAUAGCUUCCCCCUGUCCUAUUAACAGCCCACCUUACAUUUUGAGUUGUGCAGGCCUGAAUAAAGUAAUAUUCUAAAAAUUUAAUUCUUAUUGUUAAUGUUCUUACAAUUUAAUUAUUAUUAGUAAUGUUCUAUCAAUUUCAUCCAUGUUGGUAAUAUUGUGUCCCAAUGAAAGAUUAAAUUUUUUUAUAUUCUGGCAUAAAAAGGGAACUAAUAGAAUUACUUCCCCUGCCUCAGCAAUGGAUGAAUGAAUCCAUGGUGUUUCCUAGUGGUAAAUAAUUGGCACAUCUCUUUUUAAUUUGAACUACUUAACUAUCUGGCCUAUUGUGUCUGCCUGACUUAUGCUUACUACAUGUAUGGUCACUCUGUUCCAUAGGCAUAUUAUGAAUAGUGCCAGGAUCCACAAGGGUUUAACGAUUCAAUAGCAGACUAUACACAAUGCCUAAAAACCUUUUACUUUUAAGCCAUCAAAUUAUAAAUUAAAAUAUGUUUUUAAAAAAAUCUUACUUUUGGAUUGAGGCCUGUAGAAAUAAAAUUGCCAAAACCCUUGAACAUGAUUAUACUUGAUUGAUUGGUUUGAUACAUUAAUAUAGCGUUGACUAUUUUCAUGUCUAAUUUAUGUCAGUAAAUAUGGGAUAGAUUUAUUUAUAUUUGGCUUUGAAAUGUUAACAUCAAUGUUGCCUUCUCUUGAUUUCAUGUUUGAAAUUGGUCAAUUCUUAUUUAAAUUUCAAGGGCACAUCAUUAAAAGUAAUAUAUAUUCAAAAUCUUUCUAAAAACAUUGAAAUAUUUAUUAUAGAAUCUUGAAGAACUGUAUAACUAAAUCUAUUUCAAAAAGUUAUUUCUCAUUUGAUAGUAAAAUAUACCAUCAUAAUGUGAAUAAGUGCUUUUUAAUAACUAAACCAUGGUAUCUUAACUGUGCAUCUUGUUUAGUCACUAACACUGUAUUAUUUUAUAUUAAAAUUUUCAAUCAUGGCAUUUUGCAUUUAUUGGAGAAAAAAAAACAUAAUGCAAUAGUAGCACUCUGAACUAAUUGCUAAAAUUAAGGUUUCCCUGUCUGUUUUAUUUAACACACUCAUCAUUGUCAAAUACUGAACCCACAAAAAUUGGUGAGUUGUCUUAUCUUUGAAUGCUUGUUUCCUAUUCUCUUAGUGGAGAAGUUGGCUUCAGUCGUGUGUCCAUCCCCUUUGGUUGGGCCAAGAAGCCACUGAUAGAGAGAGUAACCACCUGGGAUCCCAAGCUUGAUGUUACGUUCAUAUACGGAGCUCGCUCUUGGGUCGACUCGCAGCCUGGAUAUUCAACAAAGUAUCAACGCCAUGACAACUACGUGGAUGUUCAGGUGUGUUUUUAGAUUUGCAUGUGGGGAUGUGGAUUUCAAGGUAUGGAUGUGGGUUUCCAGGUGUGGAGGUCCAGGUGUUAUGUGACUGUAGCUAGUAGCCACUUUGACAUUAAGUAAAAUAUAUCUUUCCCCACAGGUUAUAAGUGGUGCUGGCCAUCACGUGUACGCAGACCGCCCUAAGGCAUUCAAUCAUAUUGUGUGCAUGAUUGGUGAGGCAGUAGAUACUGGUCGAAAGCCUAACAUCAGCCAUGAGACUGAACAGCGCCAUCUGGCCAUGUCCAGCCUGCGCCGUCGAUCCUCGUGUGCAUCACAGGCCGAAUUUUUUAAUGACGAGGCCGGUAUCCGACAGCCUCGGUCACUUAGUGCACAUGAACUAGCCGAAAGGUCUGAAGUGAACUCUGCUAACAACAGCGGAGAUGAGGAAGAGGAACUUGAGUCAACGGGAGGUGUCAAAUUUAGUCUACACUCUGUACGGGGAGAGGACGACCAACCAAGUGAAAGGGGAUCUGUUCUCAGGUCUUCUCAGCCGGCUGCCAUGAAAAACAUCAAGUUCACUGAGACGGAUACCUCGUCAGUAUCCUCAACAAAAACUGACUGAUGUUAUUCUUCCUAGCCAACUAGGGGCUUAUGUUUUGUUCUACAAAAUGAACAAAAGUUAUGUCUAUUUUAUAAGUGAGCCAUUUUGAAAAGAAUAAAUAUUUUACUGUAAUUUAUUCUAGAUGCUACAAUUUAUUCAUG
Lymnaea stagnalis (great pond snail) is the source of this 9597-nucleotide messenger RNA. NCBI's taxonomy places the organism in Eukaryota, Metazoa, Mollusca, Gastropoda, Lymnaeidae. The record is from the annotation of a GenBank genome assembly.